Messenger RNA from Closterium sp. NIES-65, 3729 nucleotides. NCBI's taxonomy places the organism in Eukaryota, Viridiplantae, Streptophyta, Zygnematophyceae, Desmidiales, Closteriaceae. The record is from the annotation of a GenBank genome assembly.
AUGUGCAGUGUCAGCCUUCGCGAGAAGUCUUCAAACGACUUGAUCGGUUCGGGCGACACAGCAGCCUUUGCAGCGUUGGAGCAACAACUCACGGACGGCGACACAGCCGCCUUUGCAGCGUUGGAGCAACAACUCACAGACUUCAAGCUGCGUCUCGACCGCGCCCUCCAGGACUCAUCCGGCGACACAGCAGCAUUCGCAGCGUUGGAGCAACAACUGACAGACGUCAAACUCCGCCUCGACCGCGCCCUCCACGAAUGCUCCUCCCUCGCCGGCACCAGCAGCGGCAGAGCAGCGCUGGGAGGGGCUCUGGGGCUGGAUGCCUCUGGAUGGAAAGAUCACCAUGAAUAUCCCAUCUCCCCUCCCGUCAUAUGCACCUCUCACUUCCCUCUCCCCUCCCCUUCCUCACUCCCCUUAAUACUACCUCAACAGGGCGACACAGCAGCAUUCGCAGCGUUGGAGCAACAACUGACAGACGUCAAGCUGCGCCUCGACCGCGCCCUCCACGAAUGCUCCUCCCUCGCCGGCACCAGCAGCGGCAGAGCAGCGCUGGGAGGGGCUCUGGGGCUGGAUGCCGCUGGAAACAUCGCCAUGAACAUGGUCCCGAACAGCAGCAGCGGGGGGGGUUUGGCUGCGUUAGGGUUAGGGUUAGGGUCUGCUAGGCGGAUGGGCGCUGGUAGUUAUUUUCCCGAUGCUGCCGGGGCUGCUGGGGGGGGAGCAGGGCGCGUGGGGGGAAAGGGAGGCGGAAAAGGAGGAGGGGGGAUGGGAGGAGGGGAGGGUGAUGGGUUGAAUCUUCAGGUGGCUUUGGAGAGGGCGCCGUUUAUGAUCGCGCACCUGGACACGAGUUUGAGAUACACCUGGGUGUUCAACCACAACCUGCUGGUCAAUCAGGAUAUGAUCGGCAAGAGGGACUAUGAUAUCCUGCCACGUGGCACUCUGGGAGUGGAGGAGGCGAUGGAGAUCAAGCAGCGGGCGCUGGCCACAGGCAAGGCGCAGCGGGGCGAGGUGGAUAUGAUUGGGAAAAGGGACUAUGACAUUCUGCCACGUGGCACUCUAGGAGUGGAGGAGGCGAUGGAGAUCAAGCAGCGGGCGCUGGCCACAGGCAAGGCGCAGCGGGGCGAGGUGGUGUGGCAGCUUCCUGGAAGGCCCCCCAUGGUGUGGGUGACAACUGCCCGGCCAAUCAGAGACGAGAAGGGGCGGACUGUGGGAGUGACUACAUCGAGUGUGGACAUAACAGAGGAGGCGCAGUACAAGGAGCGGCUGAUGGCUCUGAGGGCGGAGAUGAUGGUGCGCAGCACAACGGAGAAGGAGCUGCUCUCUCCCCUCUGCUCCUCACCCCCUCUUCCCCUUCAUUCCCCACUCCCUCUUGCGCAGUACAAGGAGCGGCUGAUGGCUCUACGAGCGGAGAUGAUGGUGCGCAACACAACGGAGAAGGAGCUGCGGCGAGCAUACGAGCUCACAGAGGACGCCAUGCGCGCCAAGUCCAUGUUCCUCGCCAUCAUGUCCCACGAAAUCCGCACGCCCCUCAACGGGAUCCUCGGAUUGGCCGAAGUUCUGCUCGAAUCUGGAGCGUUGGAUGAGGAGCAGCGCGAGAUCGUCGAGACGAUGAUGUCAUCGGGCGUGAUCAUAUCAGAUAUUCUCGCGGAUAUUUUAGAUCUCGCGAGUAUGGAAGCCGGGGAGAUGAAGCUGGAGGAGCACCCCUUUGAGCCGGUCGCGGUGGUGAAUCAUAUCUUAAAAAUGGCCAUGGCUGCUACUAAGGAGAAGGGGAUCAAAGUCCUAGCGGAUAUAUCUCCGGACAUUCCGGCGCAGAUUUUAGGAGACGAGUUGCGCGUGCGGCAGGUGAUUAAAUACCUGGUUCUGAACGCGAUUAAGUUCACGCACACGGGGCAUAUCUUGCUGCGGGUGUCGGCACAUGAUAGGGAUCCGUCUGCUGCUAUUGUGAAGGCUACUGGCGCGUAUGCUGUGGGGGGAUGGAAUGUUCCCGGAGGGGGGGGAGGGGGAGCAGGAGGAGGAGCAGCAGGGGGUUCUGGUGCUGCUGCUACCUUAGGCCGGGGGAAAGGGCUGGCUGUGGAAAUGCACAGUCAUAAUAAGGGCGCGAGGGCAGGGGGAAGCGGGCGGUUACCGCUGCUGUCCGAUGUUACGGAGGAGCAUUUGAAGAAGCUGGCAAGUUUGGGGAGUUUGGAGCAGGCUGCGCCGCUAUUGGCCGAGCUUCCGACUGAGGAGUAUGAGGAGGAAGAGGAGGAAGAGGAUGGGGAUAGCGAGAGGACGAGAGGGGAGGAGGAGGGGGGAAUGCUGAGACCUGGAGGGGGAGGAGCAGGAGGAGGGUUCUGGGGCUCGAUUGUACCAGCAGGAGGAGCAGAGAAGGGGAAGGGGAAAGCGACAGAAGUGGAGAGGCAGAUAGGCGGGGAUAUGGACGUGUGGUUGUGGUGCGAGGUGCACGACACAGGCGUAGGGAUCCCCAAAGACGCCUUCCCUCUCCUCUUUGAGAAAUUCACCCAAGUGGAAGGCGGUCCGACGCGAGCCUACGGCGGCACGGGGCUGGGACUAGCUAUCUGCAAGCAGCUGGUAGAGCUCAUGCACGGGAAGAUGGCAAUCAAGUCCAAGGUGGGAACCGGGUCGGUGUUUGCGUUCUCGGUGUGCUGCCAGCGGACCUCCCCCCGCUCCCGCCCGGCCUCGCCCACGGGCGCGAGCGCGAUUGCUGCGGCUGUGAACGCGCCGUUCGGGUUUCCCAAGAGUGUGUCUGUGUCGGGGCCUUCGCCUGGGUCUGUGGCCAGGGCGCUGUCGCCUGUGAGGGAGCAUAUGGGGCAGGUGGGGGGAGGAAUGGGGGGGGGCGAGGAUGAGUAUACAGAAGAGGAGGAGGAGGAGGAGGACGAGGAGGGGGAUUAUGAGAGUGAAUAUACGAAUGACUCGCCGAUUGCGAUCACGCCGAAGCACCUGCGGCAACCACGGGGAGCAGCAGCAGCAGCAGGAGCAGCAGCAGGAGCAGGAGCAGGAGCAGCGGGAGCGGGAGCAGGGGUGGUGGGAGGGGGGCUGGCGGGGCUGCUGGCCCGAGCCAAGGCGAUGAAAGGGGAGGUGGGGGGUUCAGGGGAGGGGUUAUCUGGGGGAGGCGCAUCUGGUGCAGGCGCCAUAGGAGGAGCUGGGUCGGUGCCGUCUCUGUCCCCUGCUUCGGCCAAAGGCCCAGAGACAAAGAUUCUUGUGGCUGAAGACAACCCCGGUUACUGGGAGGAAACAACUGGGUCGCUGCCUUCUCUGUCCCCCGCCUCGGCCAAAGGCCCAGAGACCAAGAUCCUGGUGGCUGAAGACAACCCCACGAAGGUCGUUGUUGCUGAAGGCAAUCCUGUGAGUGUUGCUGUGGGGCGGGAUGCGGAGGAGGCAGUUAGGAUGAGAGGAAGUGUUUGGCCUGCUCGUGUGGCUGGCGGAAAUGCCCCCAGUCUCACUCAGCUCCUAUCCCUCCCAUGCCAUGUCAUGCCCUCCCCGCUCCCCCUUCAGGACAGGGUGAACGUGAGCAUGGACGUGCUGCUGUCCAUGCUCAAGCGCCUGGGCCUGCGAGCCACAGUCAACGUGAUGGUGCUGCUCUCCAUGCUCAAGCGCCUGGGGCUGCGCGCCACAGUGGCCAAGAACGGUGUGGAGGCGUUGGAAGCGGUGCGGAAGGAGCGGUUUGACCUGCUGCUGUCGGACCUCUGCAUGCCCCUCAUGGAUGGGUUGCAGGUACGCGUUGACUUCGGUUGA